AUGGUUGUAGGCGCAUUUCCGAUUGCAAAGUUAGGGGCCUUGCUGAUAAAACAGAUAAGUAAACCCAUCGCAAAUGCUUGCAAAGAACGAGCUAAACAUAACCCGUUUUUUCGGACUUAUGUUUGUAUGCCUCCUGCCCAAUUCUAUAAUUGGUGUGAAGUUAAGGCUAAAAUGUGGAUUCUAAACUUGGGUAGGCCAGUUAAUAUACCAGUGCUUAGUCAAGAAAUGGCAAUAGAGCUAGGAGCUAAUCUACUUGGUGAAACUUUGAUUUUCACCAUAGGAGCAGCUAUUUUGUUACUCGAAUAUAACAGGCAAAGCAAUAAGGAAGCUGCAAAAGAAGCCAAGAAGGAGCAGGAAAUGAAACACAUUUCUGACACUAUCAUUGAUCUCUACUUCACUGUCCAGAGACAACAAACACAGCUUAGAGAAAUGGAGAGGAUUAUUUAUUCAAUAAGUGGACAGAAGCCAACAACUCCUCCUCCAGAAUUAAAGGGCCCUCCAUCUAUUGUACCUCCACCACCUACCUCAGAACCACCAAAUCCUACACCACCAAACCCUGCACCACCAAAGAAUGUCAAUAAUGAUCAGGAUUACAACAAACAAUCCAUUAUUACUGCUACUCCAUAUCCUAACAAGGGAUUGAUUCUACAAUCUCUAAACUAUAUCCAGAUGGAUGCCUUCAGUUCUCUAUUUCCCAAUAACAAUAAUAAAGUUGUAGUUGAGGAAGAACAAACAGCUAUUGAAGAAAAAGCAUUUAUCCCUAAGAGGGAACCUGCAAUACUUUCAUCAGCUUUAUAUAAUAUUGAAAAUAAUUUUAGAAGUUUGUUUUAA
Molecule: messenger RNA, 831 nt
Organism: Spodoptera littoralis (African cotton leafworm)
Lineage: Eukaryota; Metazoa; Arthropoda; Insecta; Lepidoptera; Noctuidae
Source: the annotation of a GenBank genome assembly